Chrysemys picta bellii (western painted turtle) is the source of this 1326-nucleotide messenger RNA. It is a transcript of the gene GLOD5, whose product is annotated as glyoxalase domain containing 5. NCBI's taxonomy places the organism in Eukaryota, Metazoa, Chordata, Testudines, Emydidae. The record is from RefSeq and is a predicted model, not a curated record.
UCCUUGGGAACUCUGCUCCCAGCACAGCUCAGCUCUGGGGACCAGGAAGUGGUUAGCUGAAGGGGACAGUGUUCUUUCAGGCUGUUUUGCUGAGCUUGCCUGUCUUCAUUGCGUGCAGUCUCUGGUUCCUGGCUUUCAGAUGGCCUUCUGGCAGGAGAAGCGUGAGGGCCCCCAACCAUGUCUUAUCCGUCGACUGGAUCACCUGGUGCUGACUGUGAAGAGCAUUGAGGACACCGUAGGCUUUUAUUCCAAAGUCUUGGGUAUGGAAGUAGUCACUUUCAAGAGUGAGGACUUCAGGAACUGUCAGCCCAUGGCGCAUCUGACUGAGUGUCCUGUCUCUGACAUAAGUCAGCAGCAGCUUUGUCAGAGGCAGGUACAGAAGACCCUACAGCAGGAAAUAAUGGAAGAACCUGCCUCUAGAGCAGAGGGCAACCGGAAAGCGCUACGUUUCGGGAACCAAAAGUUUAACCUCCACGAGGCUGGGAAGGAGUUUGAACCCAAGGCUCGCAGACCAGUUCCUGGUUCCAUAGACGUCUGCUUGAUCACAGACACCUCGCUAGACCAGCUAGUGGGACACCUGAAGGCCUGUGGUGUGACUAUUGAAGAAGGCCCAGUGCCCAGAACCGGUGCCAUUGGUCCAAUCACAUCCAUCUACUUCCGAGACCCCGAUGAAAACCUGAUUGAGGUUUCCAACUACAGCACUGAUUUGGCUGUCGACAGAGUGAAGCAUUAGCCACAAUCCUCUUUCCACCACCCCCUAAUCUCCUCAACACUAGAGGCAAACAAAGGGAGGCUGUGAUUUUUCUUUGUUCAUUUGCAAUGCAUUGUAGGAUGGGGUUUGGGUGUUGCAAACUGAGAACACAUCAGUUUGUGUCCAUGUCCAUUCUGCCAGGCUCCUGAUAUAGCGGGACAUAUCAGGCCUCAUCCUCAAAGGAAACCUGCACAACACAUUCAAAAGAUGAGCUAGGGCUGGGAGCUUAAAUUCAUAAGUCUGCUAGACACUAAAAAUCAGGGGCUGAACAGAGACAGUGGAUUUAUGGCUUAUUACAACAAUCUGCUCCCCACUAACUCUCCCCUCCCCCACCCCGCUUUUUGUCCUAUGACUGCAGAGGUGUUAACUCUACCUUGAAAGGUCCCGUGCAAUAUAUGCUAUCUACUUAUGCUAAACAAUCUGUUCCACCGUUCAUUUUGCUGUGACUCCGGGAGUACCUUUCCCAGCCCUGAAGAAGAGCUCUUGGUGGCUCGGCAGCCUCUCUCCCACCAACAGAAGUUUUCCUAGCUGGGCAGCUGGAGAGUGGUGGCUGCUGGCCGGGAGCCCAGCUCUGA